Messenger RNA from Nezara viridula (southern green stink bug), 1882 nucleotides. The record is from the annotation of a GenBank genome assembly. NCBI's taxonomy places the organism in Eukaryota, Metazoa, Arthropoda, Insecta, Hemiptera, Pentatomidae.
UUCAAAUUAAUACUUUAAAUUUGACACAUGAAAAUUAAAACUUAAAAAAAACAAUAAAAAAAAUUAAAGGUUAUGGUAUAAGAAUGUAUGAACUAUUCUGAAGCCUUCUUAAAAUCCACAUUACAAACAAAAGAAAGAUCACAUUGCUUGAUGACCUAGCGUUUCAUUCAGUAACAUGGCGGGUGCAAUGUUGUUUGAGAGGACUGUCUCUUCCAGAGAUAGGGAUAAUAGUCGAAUUCUUCCAACUUCUAGCAGAAACGUUGACGAAGAAAAUGAAGAAGACAUCAAAAAUAAGGAACAAGGAAUUUUGCAGUUGGGAGAGCAAUAUAAGAAAGAAGGCAAAGCUAAAGAGUUAGCAGAGCUUAUCAAGGCAAGUAGACCAUUUCUUAGCCAGAUUAGUAAAGCUAAAGCUGCAAAAUUAGUGCGUUCUUUGGUAGAUUAUUUCUUGGAUCUUGAAGCUGGAAUAGGAAUAGAAGUUCAACUUUGUAAAGAGUGUAUCGAAUGGGCUAAAGAUGAACACAGGACUUUUCUCAGGCAGUCACUGGAAGCUAGGCUUAUCGCUCUAUAUUUUGACACAGGAAUGUUUACAGAAGCACUACAGCUUGGCUCAAGUCUUCUUAAAGAAUUAAAGAAAUUAGAUGAUAAAAAUUUGCUUGUUGAAGUCCUUUUGUUGGAAUCUAAAACUUAUCAUGCUUUGAGCAACCUUUCAAAAGCCAGGGCUGCUUUGACAUCAGCCAGGACAACUGCUAAUUCCAUAUAUUGUCCACCCAAAAUGCAAGCAGCCCUCGAUUUGCAAUCUGGUAUAUUACACGCAGCAGAUGAACAAGAUUUCAAAACAGCUUACUCAUAUUUCUAUGAAGCUUUUGAAGGCUAUGAUAGUGUAGAGAGCCCAAAGGCUUUAGUUGCUCUUAAAUAUAUGCUUCUGAGUAAAAUCAUGUUAAACACACCAGAAGACGUGCAGCAGUUGGUUAGCGGGAAACUUGCUCUUAAGCAUGCUGGUAAAGAUAUUGAUGCAAUGAAAUCAGUUGCUCAAGCCAGCCAUAAGAGAUCACUUGCUGAUUUCCAGCUAACUUUGAAAAAUUACAAGAAAGAGCUUGAGGAAGAUCCAAUUGUACGAGCUCACUUGGGUACACUCUAUGAUAAUAUGUUGGAACAAAAUUUGUGUAGGAUCAUUGAGCCUUAUUCCAGAGCUCAAGUCGAUUUUAUUUCAAAAUCAAUUAAACUUCCCCUUCCUCAAGUUGAAAAGAAGCUUUCUCAAAUGAUUCUUGAUAAGAAGUUCAAUGGUAUUCUUGACCAAGGUGAGGGAGUUCUUAUAGUGUUCGAAGAUGCGAUUGUUGAAAAAACCUACGAAAUGGCCCUGGAAGUUAUUAACAGCAUGGGUAAGGUUGUAGACACAUUAUAUCAAAAAGCUAAGAAGCUCUCUUAAGUUAAUUUUUACAGUUCUCAAAUUUCGAAAAGGCUGAAAAUUAUUUUUUCACAUGUACAACUAACUAAUAGAUAUCAGAACAUUAUUAAAGCUUUUCCAUUAUAAGAUUGUUUCUUUUAACAUUAGUAUUUAAACUUGUUUAGUCAAAUUGAAACAAAAAAAAAAUGUUUUUAUAUCUUGUACAUAGAAUAUAUAUGAAAUCUUAGUAUAAUAUUCACGAAAUGGUAAUAACCACUGUUAUUAACAUAUUUAUUUUUGUAAAAUAAAAGUAGACCUGGUUCGUUUCGAUCUUAUUUUAUUGUUAUUUUUAGUUCAAUUUUUACUUUCUCUGUUUAAAAACAAAAUAAAGUCGUAAGUUAUGUGUUAUAUAGAUAUUUUUCUUUUAGUUUUUAAGCUAACCACAUUGUUAUUUUGAAGAUGUUAAUACCGUAUCUAAUAAAUUUUACGAAUGUAAAA